AUGAAGCUUUCUCUUCAAAUUUGUAUCGGCGUCCUCGCCGCCUUGUCCUCCUCUGCCAACGGCCUUGUAUUCCGCGACAGACUUACACAAGAUGUCGACGGCACUACUCUGAAUUUAGUCCACGGUAUCCAAGGAGAAGAAGAGGUGACAUUUGAUGUUGACGCCCACAGCCUACAAUUCAAUGCCUGGGAAUUCAAUACCGAGGGUCAGCCAGAUACUGAUGCUGUCAUAAGACCUAUAAACUCCCCUGCAACCCUUGUAUGCAGGGAGGGCUCGAUAUGCAGCCUUGAUCUCAACGGAGAGGACCAACAAGUCUAUCGGAUAGACAGGAUCAGUGGGGCUAUAUUUUCCUUCCAAGACACAGCCUCUUCGCUCUACAUUUCUCGGACUUCGGAUUUACGUCUCGAGCUCUCCCCAGAAUUGACCGAAGAUGGUUAUUUUACAAUGCAUAAGAUUACAGCCUCUGAGCUUUAA
Molecule: messenger RNA, 474 nt
Organism: Penicillium cosmopolitanum
Lineage: Eukaryota; Fungi; Ascomycota; Eurotiomycetes; Eurotiales; Aspergillaceae
Exons: 2
Coding region: 1-474 (157 amino acids)
Source: RefSeq, a predicted model, not a curated record